AUGAUCACGGACAUGCAGCCCGCCAUCUUCACCAACAGGCAGGGCGUGUCGCUUUUCUUGCUUGUGGCUCUCUAUUACUACGUGGCUGUCAACAAUUCCAAGAAGCAGGAAUGAAAGUAGCGUUUUCUCCAUCCCAGGCUUCCAGGACAUAGUCUGAGGCAAGAUGGAGAGUGUGAGGGGCCUUCACACUUCACUUCAUCCCUCCUACCCA
Molecule: messenger RNA, 211 nt
Organism: Microtus oregoni (creeping vole)
Lineage: Eukaryota; Metazoa; Chordata; Mammalia; Rodentia; Cricetidae
Product: dolichyl-diphosphooligosaccharide--protein glycosyltransferase subunit 4-like
Exons: 1
Coding region: 1-114 (37 amino acids)
Cellular component (GO): oligosaccharyltransferase complex
Source: RefSeq, a predicted model, not a curated record